AUGAGACUCAAAGACAAUCUCCUUUGCAAUCUCGAUGACUUAGAUGUAUGCACGACAAGUCUAGAUCUAGACUCCUUUAUGAAGAGCUUUGAGGUAGAGAUAAUCGCUUCACCACCUGUGACAGUGGUCGAUCUGACGUUAUAUUCUAGUGAGUCUCAACCUGAUCUAGGUUUCCUUAUUGAAGCUUCUGAUGACGAGCUUGGUCUUCCUUUAUUAAAUAUGACGACGAGCGAUGAAGACGUCAUUGAGUUGCUGCAAGUUUCAUUUGACUUGUCGACCAAAUUCUGUGAGAUGUGGAGGUUUGAUGAUCAGAUCCUAAGUUAUGACUUGUUCGAAUUUGGGAUCGCCGGCGUUGAGAAUAAUGGCGAAUAUGUGCCAUUAGACGGGUUCUUCGAUUAUUCGAAGAGAGAGAAAGAGAGUGAGUGUGAGAGUGAUUAUGUUUAA
This is a messenger RNA of Camellia sinensis, 444 nucleotides long. The record is from RefSeq and is a predicted model, not a curated record. NCBI's taxonomy places the organism in Eukaryota, Viridiplantae, Streptophyta, Magnoliopsida, Ericales, Theaceae.